AUGGACUUUACAGAAGCAACCCCAGCAAUAAUUCAAUUGCCACCACUGCCGGUCAGCCAUGGCAAUUUUAUCGCCUAUCUCAAACAGAACGAGGACACGCCCAUGUCCCAGCUUCUGGCGCCGUACAAGCGAUACGACAACGAAAUGCGGAAGGUGUUCGCACAACAGUCAGACCACACAGCGGCGGAGAUCCCAAGCAUUGUGCCCAUCUUCAAUGGCAGCGAGGGAGAUUUGAAAGUCCGAGCACGAGACCUUGCCGCCGAAAGCGAUGCAACCAAGGCUUCCUUCAUGAUGCCCCUGGGCGAUGACCAGCGACUCGCCGGCGGCUCUUUGGCGGUGGUACCCUCACUCAGUGCCUUUCGCACCAAUUUCAAUGUCUUCUCGGAAUCUUCUCUCGUUGACAUGGACUGGUCCAACGUGGUUGUGGCUGGUUCUGCUGUUGUGACCUCGCUGUUGGCUGUCCCCGAACAGUAUGCCGGAACCAAACGAGCUUUGAGGGAGUAUUACCACGACAAGGUUGCCCCAGCAAGUGAUGUCGAUUUGUUCAUGUACGGAUUCAGCGAGGAUCAAGCCAAAAUCAAGAUCAAGCAGAUUGAGAUCAGUAUCAGGGACUCUAUCCUCACCGAGACCACCACCGUCCGCACGAAGAAUGCCAUAACCAUUGUUAGCCAAUACCCUACCCGUCAUGUUCAGAUUGUUCUUCGAAUUUACAAGACGAUCAGWGAGAUUCUGACCGGGUUUGACGUGGACUGCAGCUGUGCUGCCUAUAAUGGAAAACAAGUAUAUGCCAGCCCACGUGCGAUCGCGGCCUUCAUGACGCAGAUUAACACCAUCGACCUGACUCGCCGCUCGCCGUCCUACGAAAGCCGACUUUCCAAGUAUGCCCACAGAGGCUUUGAGAUUUCUUGGCCAGACCUCGACCGUUCUCGCAUCGAUCCCACGAUCUUCGAACGCUCCUUUGGACGCACUGAAGGACUUGCUCGACUGCUCAUCUUGGAGAAGUUGCCGAGGAGUGAGGACCGAGAUGCAUAUCUGGACCAGCGUCGUGCCGAACGUGGGCGUCCGGCCAUUAAUCGCUGGAGGAUGAACUCACGACGGCUACACGGCAACAUCAAGGAUGCUCAUGAGGAUGAAGUUGCGGACUGGGUCAAUGCCGAGGAUGUAUCCGACUAUCACACCUUCACAAUCCCGUACGGCCCAAAGUUCCACGCUCGAAAGAUCRAGAAGCUUCUCUUCACCAAAGACAUGCUACUAAAUGCAGAGUGGAACCUCCCCAAGGAUCGAGAGGUUCAUUUACAUCGGCAUCCUGCAUUCUUCGGUCGUGCUGAAGAUGUUUUCCACGACUGUUGCGGAUCCUGCCCUCGGCCCAAAACUGUCGAAGAAGAGGAGGUAUUUGAAGAAGAAAGCAAGAUCUACGUCUCUGGUGAUGUCGGCUUCAUCAAGGACGACCCCGGUAGGCAGGCCAUCGGCUCCUUUCAUCCAAUAACGCCUGCUGGUUGGACGGAGAUGGCUUAUGUUGGAAACACAGCCAGACUCUGCCAAGCGAUUGUUGAGCGUGAUGUCGACUACGUUCGUACUUGGCUCGAGCAAGAAGGCAAUGAUCCCAACACUCGGGACUUCACAGGUCGUACUCCUUUACACCUGGCCGUCGCCGACUCAUCUCUCGAGGUCGUGCAGCAGCUGAUUGACCACAAUGCGCGUCUCAUUGCCCGCCUGGUCGAUGGCAAGACCGCAUUGCAUUUGGCUGCCAUGCGUGGGAAUGUGGACAUAAUCUCUGCUCUGCUCCGUCGAAGUGAAACUAACGAAGAGGAGGAGCAAAAGAAGAUUGUUGCUCGUCGAGCGACGAGAGCAGGCGCGAGUGAUAACAUACUCAAGGGGGAGCUGAUGACUGACAUGCCCGCAGGGCAUCAGGCUGCGAAAGAAGAGAAUGAGAAUUCAGACAACGAUUCUGACAUUGAUAUUGACAUGAUGGAUGACUCGGAUGAGAGCGAUCUCGAUGCCACGACGGAAAACUCCAUGGUCAAGGUAAAGCCUCCCGUCCAUGAAGCGGACGACAAGGCCCUUGAGGGAGACAGCAACACCGACGAGCCUGACAUAUAUGACGUCAAUGUUCUGGCCUGGGAUACCGCAGUCUCUCCGCUCCAUCUAGCGAUUGUCAAUGGCCAUAUUGAUGCCGUCCGCUGCCUCGUACAAGACUUUGGUGCAGAUCUUAUGCUCCCAGUCAAAUUGUAUCACGAACACGAUAAAUCCGCUAGAGCGGCCGUUCUGACUCUAGUCCUCGCUCUGCAACUGCCUCUCCCCCGGGCUGAGGCAAUGACACGGGCUUUGAUCAAAUUGGGAGCUUCGUGUGCUCAAGCUGACAUGGAUCAGAACACGACUCUACAUACUGGUAUCCUUGCAAAGCCUGAACUCAUCCAGAGCCUUUACGAUGCCGACCCUACUGGGGUAUCUCGGGCUAUAAACCAUCUCUCCGUCUCUGGAUAUCAGUGGAAUCCAACAAUCGCCAGCCCGCUAAUGACAGCGAUCAAUGCGAGAGACAGCCAGACUGCCCUGCGUUUGCUUGGCCUGGGCGCCAAACCGAACAUUGAAUUCAGUGCAUAUAUCAAGGCGUACCAGACAAAGAAUGAAGUAUCGACAGACUCCAAAGAGAACAAUCAGCAAUUCCAGAGAACGCUUCAACAGCCCGUUGUUUGUGCGGUCCAGUGCGAGCUGCCGGAUCUCGCGGGUACCUUGAUCGAAGACCAUGGCGUGGAUCCAAAUACCCUGACCGCGUCUGGCUGGAAAGUCCUUAACGACCAAUAUUCGAGGAAGCACACCAAUGGUAGUAGCCUGCUCGAUGAGGUCCAUGCGAAGAUCAAGGAACUAGCAGAAUGGAAGCCGAUUGAAGACGAAGUUGGACACGCGCCAAUUGCGCUCGAUGCUGAAUCCACGUACAUGUCAGGGCUGACCAAGGGAUCUUAUGCUUGGUGGUCUGCGCGGAGACAGCUCACAGACGCAAAGGAGAAGUACGAUCGUGAAAUGGAGGCUUUCCAAAAGAAAUCCGAAGAAGUCAAGACCAAGAUCGGCGUCUCCGAGAAGCAGGAUGCCGUGAACGCGAUGUUGGCGCAGUUUGAGACUUUGGCAGAAUUGCUCAUCAAGCGAGGAGCGAAGACUUUCAAGGACCUGCAUCCAGACAUCAACGGAGCGGAAGAGUGGCCACAUCUUGACUUCGGACGAAGGAACCCUACACCCGCGCCGAGUCCAUUCCAGCUGGACUUUAGCUUUAAGCUACCCGAUCUCUCUGACGAGGCCUCGGAGCGGUACAUGCAGCUUUUCGAAAGCUCGUGGGUGAAUGAUUGGAAGAAGGUCAAAGAGUUGACUAUGUUGACCUGGAAAUCGAUCGACGGCGAGGACCAGCCACCACUCAAAAUUGCCGUUCUGGAUCAGCACAAACUCUCUCCAUUUGCCAUUGCUGUGUUGCAUGGUCACUUUGAACUCGCUACAAUGAUGAUGGAAAUUGCGCAGGCUCAGUUUGUACCGCCAGAUGCGCCCCAGCGUCGGCGACACAUACUCGUUGACGCAGAUGAUUCCGACAGCGACUCGGAAUCUAACAUGCGUAUUGUAUCUGAGCUUGUGGAUGAUACAUUUACUGUCGAGACGGUUGGCCAGAUCUCUACACAAACCCAGAGUCGAGUAUCUCCACAUGCAAUGCUGCUACGGACUGGCCCUAUUGACCUGUUUGGGGACGGUCGUUCAAAAGAAUCAAGCAAAUCCUCGCUCCCAGCCCGUUGUAGUCUGCUCCAAUAUGCUGUCCACUUUGGAGACGAGAAGUUGCUCGAAUACCUCCUCUCCCUUGCGGAGAAGUACAACAAUCUUUCCUCAUCCGCUGAGGAUGCAGAUAAAUUCUUCGCGCUCCCGCAGAGUGUGUACGACCAUGCCAUUGCAGUCGACCGGCCUCACAUAUUGGCGAAGUUGAUCAAGCGGACUGGAGCCGGGAUUCCCAUGGAUCAGCUUGUCAAACAGUCUGGAGUUGAAGUCGAGGAGAAGUCCAAAUACUAUCAGGGACUGUCAGUAUAUGGUACGAAGCGUCGAGACUGGGCCGCUCGUGGUCGAAAAUAUCAACGCAACUACCACGACGCCUUGCCUCUUAAUAGCUCCAGACCCCCGUUGUUGCAGGCCGCUUAUAAGGGAUCCUUGGAGACUGUCGAGUGGCUUCUCAGCGACGCUCCCAUCCGAUACUACAACGAAUUCGCCAAAGCAAAUUCCGAAGACAAGCGAAUCCAGUCCUUGUCAGAUAUACCAGGCGGCUUCGAAGCAUGCGUGCAAAAGUUCCUCGGCGCUCGCUCUCAUCUGAUCAUCCACUGCUGCAUCAUGGGCAAGCCAACCCCAGACGCCCUGGCUCUCCUUCGAUAUCUCGUACGGAUCUCGCCCGAUUGCAUAGAAGCCAAAUCUCAAGAACUGAUGACCCCUCUACACGUUGCAUUCCGUCUACACCGAGUCGAGGCAGCCGAGAUCUUGAUCGCAGCAGGUGCCGACCAAACAGCUCGAGACAAGUCCUCCAACAACAUUAUACAUCAUCUCCUCAAGCGACGCUUCGCAAGCGAGGAGAAACUCCACAGUAUCUCCUCAAUGCUAAAUCUCAUCAACAAGAACCUUCUACCCACUCUCUUCUUAGAGCGAUGUGCCGACCUCCCAGGCUCCCUAACCCCUCUGGCCCAAAUCAUCAAUCCCUCACAAGCAUAUCACUACUACAAUGGAACAGACUACAGCGAAGAAGUCAUUCGCACCAUUCUACAAUACAGCAAAGGCGUCGAACUCAAUUCCAUCAAUGGCGAAGGGCAUACUCCGCUACACGUCUACAUUCGAGAAAACCAAGAAGCUCUUACGAAAAUUGUCUUGGAUCAUGACUCUACAUUACUUCUCCGAGAAAAUGCUACGGGUCGCACACCUUUUGAAAUGGCGGAGGAUAGUCAUGUCGCUGUGAUGGUUACUAAUCCUCCGAGUCUUGAGAAACGAAACCGUAUGGGGAGAAGGAAUUGGAAAGUCAGAAACCAACCAAUCUGUGAUCGACCUGCGGAAGAUUUUGUGGAUGUUGAGUGUAGUAGUGAUAGUUCUCCUCAAGAGAAAAUCUGGGAAUUUCUACAGCAAACCAAAGCGAAACUUGCAGCUGAGGGGUUUGCGCAGAGAAGAUUGGUGACGUUGAAUGAAGCUAAUGAAGUAGCGAAGAGAUUGGCGGAUAGGAAAUUGGAUGAGAGGAAGUUUAGGGGUAGACAGGUUGUUGUUGAUGUUGAUGAUGGUGGUGAUGAUGAUGGUCAGAAAAUUGAUGGGGAGCAGAAGGUGAUGGAUGAGGUGCAGAUUUGGAUGUGGGAUUGA
Molecule: messenger RNA, 5352 nt
Organism: Ramularia collo-cygni
Lineage: Eukaryota; Fungi; Ascomycota; Dothideomycetes; Mycosphaerellales; Mycosphaerellaceae
Product: related to ankyrin repeat protein
Exons: 4
Coding region: 1-5352 (1783 amino acids)
Molecular function (GO): protein binding
Source: RefSeq, a predicted model, not a curated record